AUGACUCGGAUGAUCUGGAGAGAUAAAAGUCCGAAUACUUCUGAAGUUGAUCAGUGCUCUGUUGGUUUAAUGGUCAACUAUCUCCGUGGGCUACUGGUAGCAGGGAGGAGAGACGUGUUGUUUUGUGAAGGUAUAUACCACCCGGCCUUCCCUGUGUGGAAGGACGACGUCCUUUCGGGAAGCUCGGCCAGAAUGUUUGUUUCAAAUGAAAUAUCAAAAUAA
This is a messenger RNA of Podospora pseudocomata, 222 nucleotides long. RefSeq lists its product as uncharacterized. The transcript has a single exon. The record is from RefSeq and is a predicted model, not a curated record. Lineage: Eukaryota; Fungi; Ascomycota; Sordariomycetes; Sordariales; Podosporaceae. The coding region runs from base 1 to 222 and encodes 73 amino acids.